Molecule: messenger RNA, 934 nt
Organism: Formica exsecta
Lineage: Eukaryota; Metazoa; Arthropoda; Insecta; Hymenoptera; Formicidae
Product: UPF0184 protein AAEL002161-like
Exons: 2
Coding region: 65-436 (123 amino acids)
Source: RefSeq, a predicted model, not a curated record
UAUAUAUAUAUAUAUAUACGCACCUCUAAUCGGAUAAAGUCAGCUGAUUCUGGCUGAUCCUCAGAUGCAAGUGGCAGAAAAAGAGAUGGUCAGGGACGAAUAUCCAGUUCCGCAGGAAGAAAAAAAAGAGAAAGACAUGGAGGAAAUAGUACAAACGGAAGAAAAUAAUCCCGAUAACAUCAAUGAGGAAAUGGAGUAUACCGAGGACGAAGAACAUUCCGACGACAUUAAUAGAUGUCUGGAGGAAGAUGUAUAUUCCGAUAUCGGUAUUAAAGCAUUGGAAGACGAGUUGGACCAUUUGGAAACUGCUCUGGAUCAUUUAGAAAAGAAAAAUGAUGACAUACAUGCAGAAUUGAUGGAACUGUUGCAAUGCAAUCGCGAGGCUAGGAAACAGUUUCAAGAAUCACUGCAAAUUGAGGGUCAACAAUCACAGUGAUAAUUAUUUUAUAUUUAGAAAACCACAUACUUUAUUAUAAUUUAGUAUCUAGAAUUACCACUUCAUUAUGUUACUUCUAACAUUACCAAUGAAACAUUUCAUAUAUCUGGAAGAAUUAUGAGAAAUAUGUUAUGUGUCUGAACAAAGACAAAUUAUCAAUAUUUGAAUAUAUAAACUUCAAUAGCAUUUCUGGUAAUAGGAAAAAUAGAAUUAUGCAAUUUAUCAUAUAAUUACAUACAUGCAUAUAUUUGGAAAUAUUAAUAAACUUUUAAUUUGUUUUAUAUGUACAUAAUGAUGUUAAAUUAAAAUUGUAAUUUUUAUCGAAAUAUUAUAUCCCACAUCUGAGAGAUAUAUUAUUUUACUUAUUAAACUCUAAAAAAUCUCUAUUUGAAGAAUAUUAUAUAAUACAAUAUUUUUUAAAUGUAAUUUGUAAAAUAUGCAUUGAUAUAGAUUCUAAGUGUAAAACAUGCAAAAAAUAUAAGAAUAUACUUUUUGAAG